This is a messenger RNA of Plasmodium gallinaceum, 13008 nucleotides long. RefSeq names its product conserved Plasmodium protein, unknown function. NCBI's taxonomy places the organism in Eukaryota, Apicomplexa, Aconoidasida, Haemosporida, Plasmodiidae. The record is from RefSeq and is a predicted model, not a curated record.
AUGGAUAAAACACAAUGUGUUGUAUGUGGAAACACCAGCUUUAGAAUUGAGGAAGGACAAUAUGUUUGCAACGAAUGCAAUUAUGUAAGUGAAAUUGUAGUUGAACAGUUUGAUGAAGCUUACGAUUUACAGUCAGUUAAUGAUGAUUUAAAUAAUCAAUUUCUUGAAAAAGAUAUUUAUAAUAUUAUAAAAAAAUUAUAUAAAGAUGAUAAUUUAAGUAAUAAUAUAGCAAAAUAUGUCUUUAAAGAAAAUGAUGAAUUUUUUAUAAAUUUUCAAAAAAUUUUAAUAAAUUUUAUACACACAUUUAUUACAGUACACUCAUUACCACCAAUUAUAUAUGACGAAAUUAAAAAAAUAUGGUUUUACAUAUUGGAAUUAAAUAUAAAAAAUUUGAACAUUUAUAUGCCAUUUGGGGGAAUGAAAGAUUCCUUGAGAUAUGUAUACGAAGUAAUAAAAGAUAAAAAAAUAGUAGAAGUUUUAGAAAAUAUGAAAAAUGAUAAUAAUAUUAAUGAAGAAUUAAAAAAUGUAGCAUAUAAAAUGGGUUUAAGCAAAAUUUCCUAUUUUUUUACCUUACAAAAAAAAUAUUUACAUAAAACAUUUAAAAUGACCGAAUUUUAUCCUAAGAAAAGUGAAAUAAAUAAACAAUUCAAUAUUAGAUUAUUAAAUUUAUAUAGAAAAACUUCAUUGUUGGAUAGUGAAAAGAAGAAUAGACAAGAUUUUAUACGAUUUAAUGAACUGAUUAAUAGUAUAAAACAGUCAAAAACAAAAAACGAAAUUAAUAGUAAUAAUACAAAUGAUUUUUUUGAUAUAGAUUAUAAUGAAGAAGAUAUUUUAAACUAUGAAAUAAAUUCAAAUUAUGAAAAUAAUUCAGAAAUAUUAGAUUUUAUAUCAAUGGAGAAUUUGGAUAUACCUAAUUUUGAGAUAGAUAAAAAAGACAAUAUAUAUGAGAAGGAAAAUAAUUUAAACAAUGAAAAUAAAUCAAAUAAUUAUCUGAAUGUUAAUAAUAAUAUUAUGAAAAAUGACAGUUUUUUAGAUGCUGAACGUGUUUAUCACUUUUAUUCUUCAUACUUAAUUAAUAAAUUUUUACUUUCAAGAAAUUUAUCCAAACCAAUUGUUAAAAAUAUAUCAUGUUAUUUCAUGAAUAGAUCAACUAAUUACAAUGAACUUAUUGGUUUAAUUUAUGAACAUGAUUUUUUAUAUUACCUACAUGAAGAAUUAAAAAAAAAAUGUGAUAUUGAGUUUUUAUCAUAUUAUGAUAUUCUGCAGGUAUUUAAAGGAAACUAUGAUCAUUUGUUAUAUUCAUCAUUAUAUGAAGAAAAUUCAGAUAUUUAUAAUAAUAGUAAUCUUGAAAAUAAUUCAAACAGUAAUAAUAAUGAUCAUAAAAAUAACAUUUCAUUAAGUAGCAAAAAUGAAGAGAAAUCAUUUAUAAACAAUAAUGAAUUUACAACAAAUAAUUUAGAACUUGAAAAAAAUAUAGAAAUAAGUGAUUUUCAGUAUACAACAGAAUUAAAAAUAAAAAAUGAAAUGGAUGAUAAUUAUGAUAUAAAUAGUUUAGAAUAUGAUAAUAAACAUAAAAUAGACGAAUCAUUUGAAGAAAAAAUUGAAAUUAAUAAUUUUGAAUAUGACGAUGAUUUUAAAAUAAAAAAAGAAUUAGAUGAUAUUUAUGAAAUAAAUAGUUUACAAUAUGAUAAUGAAUAUAAACAAGAUAUGAUUGAAUUUGGUGGAAAUAUAGAAGCAAGUGAAUUAGAAUAUAAUAAUGAAUUAAAAAUAAGUAAUCAAAAAGAAAAUGAAGAAACUAAUUUUAAAGAAAAGAAAGUUUUAUGUGAUGAUAGCAAUGCUAUUCAGGAUGUCUUAAGAACAUACAAAAAUUAUAUUGAAUUAAACAAAGAAGUAUGUAAAAAAGAUUUAUCAAAUUCGUCAGUAAUAGCUGUAAGUUCAUCUUCCGAUAAUGAGAAUGAAAAUAAAAAUAUGGAGGAAAAAACAUUUCAUAAAUCAAUUACAAAUUAUAAUUCAAUAGAUAAAAAACUGUCAUAUCAAAAUGAAAAUUUAUCGGAAUAUAUGAAUGAUAUGAUUGAUAACAAAAUAAUUUAUGACGAUAACUAUAUUUGUGAUAGCUUUAGUUGUAGCAAAAAUGUUAAAGAAAAUACUUACGUUGAUAAUGAAAAUGAUUCCACUAUACAUAUUUUUGAAGAUAAUAAUAGAAAAGAACUUAAAUAUGAAAAAAAUUCUAAUAAUGUUUUAAGUAUUACUUCUAGUGACAAUAUCAGAAGGAAUUUAAAUAAUAAUGAUAAUGGUGAUAAUAAUAACAUAAAUAAUAAUUUAAGUAAUAAUACAAUUGGUGAUAACUUAAAUAGUAACAUAAAAUUUGAUAUAUAUAAGAAAUUAGAAUAUAUAAAUAAAAUAAAAAAAAAAAAUAAAUAUAAAAUUGAAAGGAAUUAUUAUGAUAAUGGAUUAAAAAAUAAAAAAGAAAACUUAAACAGUAUAUAUUCACUUGCAAAACAAUGUAUAUUUAAAAAUAUUAAUGAACAAAAUUCACACGUGAAUGUUUAUAUUCCUGAAAAGUAUCUAAUUGAUUCUUUUGUAUUUGAUGAUAUUUAUAAAAAGGUUCUAUAUAUUUCGAAUCUCAAAAGAUUUAGAACAUUAUCAAUAAAACAUAUUUAUAAGGAAUAUAUAGAAUUUUUUUUUAAAGAUUAUAAAUAUUAUUUAAUAGAUAGUGAAACUUAUAAAUUUUGUUUUAAUUUUACUUUUGAUUUACUAUUUUAUAUACUUUAUUAUUGCUUAAAAAGAUUAAAUAUAUAUUGUUUGCCUCAUAAUAUGAAAAAUUAUAUUAAUUCUGAUAAUUUUAAUUUAUAUAAAAUUUUUAAUAAUGUUUCAGAAUCCUUCUUUAAAUUAUUUAAAGAGCAAACAAUUUUUAAUUUUCCCUUGAAGAAUUCUCAUUUUUCUGAACUUAAAAAAUAUUUUUUUAUAAGAAAUUUAAAAAGUAGCAUACCAUUUAUUUGCAUUCAUAAUUAUGAACACAACAGCAAAUAUUUUAUGGAAGAAACAGAUAACCAAAAUAAUGAUUACAUUUAUAAAGAAAUUUAUCAUAAAAAAUUAAAGUUACAUUUUUCUAAAAUGAAAAAUUUAAAUUUUCUUGUAAAUAGAAAGUGGUUAAAAGAUUUAGAAAAUUUUAAUGGAUAUUUAAUAAUAAACAUGUAUUCUUUAAUUAAUGAUUUAAUCUUUAAAUUUCAACUUCCGAAUGCAAUUCAAACAUAUUCUAUUAAACUUUUAAAUUUAGUUAUAUUUAAAUAUAGAUUUUCACAGUUUCUUUAUAAUGUAUAUAGUAAUAAAUACGAUGAUUUACAUAUUGAAUUAAAUAAUUUUUAUAAUUACAAAAAAAUAUAUAAGGACUGUUUUACAUUUUUCGGUGGAAAAUAUAGAGGAGUUCCUUUAAUAAAUGAUAUAAACAAAUAUAUUCUAUAUUUAAUGAGAAAAGAAUAUUAUAUAAAAAAAAAAUUUAUUGAAACAAAAAAAUAUUUAAUGCCUGAUAAAGUAAAUGUUAAUUAUAAGGUUUAUAAUAAAAUUAACUACUUUUAUAGACAAAAAUUUUUUUACACUUUUUAUAAUAUUCCUUCUAGUUUAUAUUUUUCUAAAAAGCAUUUUUAUAAUAUAGCUGCUGGUUGUGUUAUAAUUGCUUGUAAGUUGUAUUAUCCUAUGUUUUCUAAUGAUUUUUUUUGUUACGAAAAUAUGUUUGUAAAAAACAAAUAUGAAAGUUAUCAUUUGAAUAAUCAUUAUAAAUGUCAUAUUCAAAAUAACUUCAAUUUCUAUAAUAAAGAUAUUAUUCAUAAAUGUGUUCAAAUAAAGAAAAUAACACAGGAAAAAAACAACAAAAAAAAGAAACUAAAAAAGCAUAAAAAAGAAUUUCUUAAUAGAAAUAAGAAAGAAAUAGUAAUAAAUGAAAAUAAAGAUAAAAAUGACACUUGUGAUAAUUUACUGAAGAGCAAAAUAAAGUAUAUUUUAGAAGCAGCAAUUACAAGAAAAAAAAAGAAAAAAAUUGAUAAUGAAAAAAGGAUAUGUAAAUUAAGAAAUAUUAAAAAAAAAAGAAAAUUUUUAAAUGUAUGGGAUCAAAAAUAUUCCUCAAGUAAAUAUAUAAAGACCAAAAAAUUAAAAUGUAGUAAUUUUAAUGAAGACAAUAACAAUAAUGAAAAUUAUGUAACAAAUGAAUUCAAUUUUGAUAAAAUUUUUGAAAUAGAAAAUAACACUUUGGAAACUAGUGAUAAAUAUGUUGAUAUAGAAAAUAAAAAACUCGAAGUAGAAGAUAAACAAAUUAAUAUAAAUGAAGAAGAUAAUUAUACGAAUAUAACUAACCUUAAUGAAAAUUAUAAUCAAUCAGAAAAAAAAAAUGGCAAUGAAAAUGAUAAAAUAGAUUCAAAUAUAAGAGAAAUAAUUUUAAACACAAAUGUAAAUUACAUAUGCGAUCAGUCAAAUGAAAUAUACAUGAAUAAAAAUAUAGAAAUUGAAUCACUAAAUGAAAGAAACUUAAGUGAUUAUUAUAAUGAUAUCUUAAAUGGAAAUAAAAAUGAAAGUUAUUUUGACAAUUAUUUACAUAAAAGCUCAAAAUAUUAUGAAGAAAAUUUAGUUUUUGAUUUCUUAAAUAAUGACUUUUGUGAUGACUAUAUUUAUAAUUGUUUAAUUAUUGAGGAUUAUGACUUUGAAAAUGCUAUUAAAAUGAAGUCAAUUAAAAAAGAAGUAAAAAAACAAAAAAAAAAAAAAAUUAAUAAAAUAGUAGUAAAAGAAAUCCAUUUUAAAUCAUUAAAAUACAACAAUAAUUAUUAUUUUGUUCCAUCUUUAAAUAUUUUAAGGUUAUUUUUUAAUUGUAGAAAACAUCUUUGCUGUGAAUCGUAUAAAAAGUUAAUUGAAAAAAAUGAAAAUGAUGUAAAAAAUGAAGAUGAGGAAAAUUUUUUUAGGAAAUUUAUAUAUCAAAAAGUGUGUGCAGACAAAAGUAAAAAUGAAUACAGUUCUGAUGAUUAUGAAGAUGAAAACAAGACAUAUGUCUUACCUAUUAAUAAAGGAUUAAGAACGAGUUUUAGAAAUGAUGAAGAAAAAAAAAUGAAAAUAAUUUUUAUUAAGCAAAAUCCAUUUUGUUGCAAAGAUUUAUUAUAUGAUUACAGCAGUAAUAUUUUGAUUACUACUACUAAUAAUAAUACAGAGAAAUUUAAAAAUAUAUUGGAAACAUUUUUUUUAAAUAGUUACCCUCACCAUUUAAGUUAUUUUAAUUUUAAUUUAAAUAUUUUGAUGUAUUAUAAUUUUAUUGAACUAUUAUUGAAUGAUAACAAUAGCUUAUUAGCUCAUUUAUCAAACAAAAUAAAUUCACAUUGUAAUGUUACUUCUAAAUCUAUGAUCAUGAAUAAAAUGAUCAGGAAUAAAGCUAGAUAUGUAAUGAAGUUUUUAUAUAUAACCGAAACAAAAAAAAAAACAAUUAAUAAUAAUUCUAUUUUAAAUGAAGAAAAUAACAACGAUAAAUACAAGAAAAAGAAUGUUAGGAAAAAAAAGAACAAAAAGUUAAAUAAUGUUAGUGAUAACGUUUAUACAGAUAAACAAAAAGAAUCAAAUAACAUAGAAGAAAAUAUGUUAGUUAAUUUUAAUGACGAUCUUAUUGUUGAAUUUAUUAAAACAAUCGAUAAUUAUGAAAACGAUAAAAUUUUGUAUAAGUUACUAAAUAAUACCUCUGAUGACAGUGAAAAUGAAAAAAUUUUAAAAAAUAAGUCAGAAAAAAUUUGGUAUGUUAAUUUUAUUUAUUCUAAAAAUUAUGAAACUGCAUUUUUUACGUACAUUUUAUAUGAAUAUUAUUAUAUAGUUCAAUAUUAUUAUCAUUAUACUCAUCUAGUUGACAUAUUAAAUGAUUUGAUUAAACAUUCAUGGAAUUUAUAUCAACUACUUUUUUUUUAUUAUCAAUUAAAUUAUGAUAUUUACAUAUAUUUUAAAUGCUUAACUCAACUAUUAAAUAUGUUUGAAUAUUUUUUUGUUAUGAUAAAAGAUAAAGAGCAUAUCAAUGCAAAUAAUUUUAAUUGCUUUUACAGAAAUAGAUAUAUAAAAAGAAAAAAAAAGAUUCUGUAUAAAAUAAAAAUCUUUUAUUUUAUUUUUCAAAUUUUGUAUAGUAUAAAUGGAGCUAAAUAUAAAACAAAUCGUAAUUUAUAUUUCUAUAUGUGUAAAUGUUUUGUAAAUACAGAAUCAGUUAUUUUUCAUAGAAAAUAUUUCACGAAAAUUCCUUUUAAAAAGUAUUUUUUGGAGAUGAAUUUCCAUUUAAAAAAUAUUAUUAAAAAGGGUCAUGUAUACUUAAAAAAUAUAUUAGAAAAUACAUUUAAUAUAAAUACAAUGAAAAGAAUUAUUACUUCUAAAAUGAAGCAUAUAUCUAAAAAAUUAGGUAACUUAAUUAAAAGAACAUACGUUAAUAAUGAUUAUAUUCAUAGUUAUGUAUUAUCAUUUAGACGUAAUAUGAUGUUUCAUAUAAUUAUCUUGAACGUUAAUUUUUUUUUAAUUAAUUUUAAAGGAACCAUAAAAUUAGUUGAACAAAAUUAUUCUACCUUCAUAGAGAAUUAUUAUAGAAAAUUUUAUCAUUGGGAUGAAAAAAAUUCUAAUAACAAUGUUAUUGUUCUUUCAAUGGAUAAAGUAAAAAAAAAAAAAAAAUCUUUGUUACAUUUUUCAAAGAACUUAAAUGAAAAAUUAUAUAAUAGGAAUAUAACUAAUAAAGUAAGUGGAGAGAUUUCUAAUUAUCAUGCAAAUAUUUAUUCCUUUUUUAUGAAAACUCAAAAGUAUAAAAUUUUAAAAAAAAAAGCAUUUGCUGAUUUGUAUUUUGAAAGUGUAAAUUUUAAUAGCAAUAAGAAUAAUAAUAUUGAAAAAUCUAACAAUAAAUACUUAAAACGAUGUAAUUGUAGCUAUUGUCUGUUAAAUUUUUUUCAAAUAAUAAAAAACAAUGAAAAUAAUCUUAUGAAAAAAAAACAAUUUAAUAAAAAUGUCAAAUUUCUAGAAAAUGUGAAUACAAAAAAUUAUGUAAAAUUUAAAAGUCAAAAUUCAGAAAAAAAAAAAUAUAGAAAUAUUGAUAUGAUUUCACUAUUUCAUAUAUAUAUAAAUAUUAUUUUUGAACUAAAUAAGACAAAAAAAAAAUUACCAUAUUUAUUUAAUUACAAUUUUAUUUUGUCCAACUUGAUAAAUAAAAGUAAAAGCAAUUUUUUAUGCCUUAAUAAAUCAGAUAUUAUUAACGACUGUAUAAAAAAUAUAUUUAAACAAAAUUAUGAGAUUCUACAUAAUACAUAUUUAACUAAAAUUUUAAAAUGUGAAAGUACAUUAAAUAUUAAAAAACAAUUAAACAAUAAACAUCUGAAUAAUUUUUUUAGUAAUUUUAAUAUAUUCAAAAAUGAUUAUUACAAAAUAGAUCCUAAAAUCAUAAAAUGUUUUCUAAUUGGCUUUUUAAAAUUUUUUAGGAAAUUUAAUAGAAUAAUAAGAAAUCCAAAUAUUAUAUUUUUUUUAUAUUAUUGGAGAUCUUGUAGCGAUUUAAUAAAUAAAAAUAAAUUUCCGAUUAAUAAUUUUUUCGUAGAUCAAGAAUUAGCAGAAAACAUAUUUUACUCUUUUUUUUUGUAUUUUUCUAAAAUAAAAUGUGCAAAAAAUGAAUUAAUUAAAAAUAGAAUUAGUAUAAUAAACUAUAACAAAUUAUUUAAGUAUAUAUUAAACAUAGAAAACAUUUUGAUAAAAAAUAAGGAUAAUAUAGUAGUGCCAAAUAAUGAUAUAUAUGACAAGCUAUUUUAUAAAAAUCAAAAAUAUUCGAAUAAUAAAUAUUCUUUAAAUAAAAAAAAAGAAAAUACAACUAAAUUAAGUUUAAAAUCUAGAUUAACUUCCCUCAUUCAAAAUAUAAACUUUUCUUCAUAUAUUAUAAAAAAUAUAAAAAUUUUAGAUAUAUAUAAAUCCUUUAUGAAGUUAAUAAAUAAUUUAAAAGAUAAAGAAUAUAAAAUUGAUUUCAAUAAAAUAAUAUAUUUUCAUUCAAAUGAUGAUAUUUAUAUGAACAAUAUAUAUGAAAAGAUGGAAAAAAAUAUAGUAAAUAAAGAAAAAGAAAAAAAUAGAAUAAAUAAAAAAAAAAAACAUAGUUUAAAUUUUUAUAAAAGUAUUUCUAAUUCUAUUAUGAUAGAUAAUUUUAUUAAUAACAGUAAACAAUUUUUUUUAGUUAAAAAAAUGAAAUUUCUUGAACAAAUAAAUAAUGAAUGUUAUAAAAGAGAUAUUACUAUGAAGGACAACGAUUCAUUUAUAUAUAACGAGGAUAAAGGAAUCUCGAAAACACUAUCUAAAAAAAAUACGUUGAAAUAUAUUCUUGUAAGAUUUUUUAAAAGAAAUGUAUUUGAUGAAUUUAGAAAAAACAAAAAGGAAGGAGAUUAUGAUAAUUUUAAUUUUAAUAUUUUUUACGAAGAUGAUCAUAUACAUUAUAUAAUUUUAAAAAAUUAUUUAAAUAGUUUAACACAUUUUAUUGAACCGAUAGAUUGCAUUAGCAUUUUUAAUACAAAAAUAUAUAAAAAAUUAAAUCAUUUGUUUUCUAAUAUUCCUAUAAACUUUAAAACAUAUUCUUACUUAAAACAAAAUUUUAAUAAGACAUUAUUUGAGUCAAUUGAAAAAAUUGAUUCUUUAAAUAUAAAAGAAGAUAUACUUUUGAAUAACAAAAAAGAUAUAAAUUUAAUAAAUAAUGAAAUAUAUAUAAAUGAUGAGGAAGGUGAAGAAUUUGCAUAUAUUUCUACAGACCUAGAUUCUUAUAAAAGUGAUACUGUUUAUUAUAUUAAUUUAAACAAGAUGAAAUACGCAGAUUACAAAAAACAUGUAAAAAAAAAUAAAAAUCUUUUAAAAAUGGCUACAAAGGAAAAACCAUAUUGUAAAUUGAAUAAAUGUUUUUCUUCUGUUAUUCAAACAAAUAAUAAUGUUCCACUUUUUCAUGAUUGUUACAAAAUAUAUACAAAUAUUUUUCGUAGAUUAAAUGAUUACUUUGAGAAUUCUACAUAUCUAUUAAAAAUUUUAGACGAAAAUAUUUUUGAAUGGCAUAAUAAUUUAAACAUGUAUGAUACAUUCUUAUUUCUUCAUAAUAAAUGCUAUAAUUUCAGAAAAACUGUAAAACAAAGAAGUGUUACGAUAAAUACAGAUGAAAAUGAUUUAAAAUUUGAAAAUCAUUUUAAAAAUAAAAACUGUAUGAAUAAAAAUAAUAUAAAUGACACAUAUAAAAAUAUGAAGAUGAAAACUUCAAAUAUGUAUAAUGAAAAUAGUUCUUCAUCUAAUGAAACAAAAAAAAAAAGUAAAAAUGAAAAUAAAAAGGAAAUAAAAAUAUUCAAUAAUUUUGACUCAUAUGUGAUGAGAAAUAUAUGUAAUAAAAAUGAUAUUUGUACAAAAAAAAACUUUAAUUUUAAAACUACAAAAAGAAAAAUUAAAGAGCCAUAUGUAUGUAUAUAUAAUGAUUCAAGUUAUUUCAAUGUUACUAACACAUGUGUCAAAGCAGAAAUAAAUAAAAACAAUAAAUAUGAAGAAUUAUUAAUUAAUUAUAAUUUGAAUAAAAAUGUUCAUUUUGAAUUUAAUUCAAGUUUAAAUUGUUUUAUUUUGAGAUUAAAAAAUGAUUAUAUAAAAAAAAAAAAUAGAAUUUUAUUUUCCAAAAUAAAAAAGAAUCAAAUAUAUAAAUUAAAAUUUAUUCAGAAUUUUACCUAUACAAAGAAAUAUACCUAUUUUAUUUUUUCUUGUUUUAUUUAUUCAAAGUUUUUAAUAAUUAGAAUGAUGUAUUUGUUUUCCCUAAAAUAUUUUCCUUCUUUAUUUCUUAAAACAGCUAAUUAUUUAAAUUAUUUAAAAUUGGAUGAAAAAUUUUUAGAACUCUUGUAUUGUGAUGAUUAUGAAAUUCUUCAUUCUAUUUUCUAUAAUUUUACAUCUCAAAAAAAUUAUAAGACAAUAUUUGAUAUAUUAAGAUUUAAAGGUUAUCAUAUAAAUCCUUUUUCUUUAUUAGGUAGUCUUUGUUAUAUAAAAGAAAUUAAAAUUAUAUGCAAAUGUUUUAAAUUGCGAAAUGUAAAUUAUUUCAAUACCCUACAUAGUGUGAUAUCUAUAGAUAGUGUCAAAAAUGAAGUAGAUCUUAUUAAUUUCGAAAAUUUUAUUUAUAAACAGGAAAUGAAUAAAAAAGUUUCCAGUGAAUUCAAUGAGCUAUCCAAAAAGGAGAAAGAAGAUAAUGAUAAAGAAAGUUGUUUAAACAAAGUAAAUUUAAAAAAAAAAAAUAGAAAAAAUGAUUUGAAAUUAUAUUCUGAUGAUUUAUUAUAUAACAAUAUAUUACUAGUAGAAUUUACAGAUAAUUUAGAAUAUAAUAUUGAUAAUAAUAGUAUAAAAGAGUUUUUUAAGAGAAAUUAUAAUGAGGAUGAUCAUUUUAAUGAAAUUAAAAAUUUUGAAAGUAAUGUAGAUAAGAUGGAAAUUUCCAAAAAAUUUGAUAUAAACAAUUAUUUCAGAGAGGAAAGCGAAGAUAAGGAUAAAAUAUUAGAAUAUGAAGAAUUUGAAAUAGAAGAAAACCAAAUAAAUAAUGAUGAAAUAAAUGAGAGAAAAAAAACUCCGCGUUUAAUUAUACCUCCAACUUUACCAAAUAUAUCUUGUGUAUUAUUAGCUGAAAAAAAAAAAAAAAAAGAGAAAGAAAGAAAUAAUAUUUAUAUAAAUAAAAGUAAUGAAGAAAAAGUAGAAGAAGAAAAAAUUACGGAACUUCAUCAAUAUGUCAUGCCAAAAAAUGAAACAAAUGCCUUUAAUGUGAUAGAAUUAUAUGAAAAAAAAAGAAAAGCAUCUAAUUUAAAUAAUAAAAACAUAAAACAUAAAAAACGUAAUAUUCAGUAUACUGAAAAUGAUUCAAAUUAUAAUGAAAUAAGUAUGAAUAAUAAUAUUUUAAAUAAUAAAAAAAAUGAGAAAUGGGAUAGUGAAUAUUUAAAUAUAAGGAAUAAUCAAAUGGAUAAUAAUUGCAACAUUAAUAUUAGUAAUAUUAAUAAUAAUAUUUUUAUCAACAUAAAUGAAAACGAUAGGGACAGUAAUAAUAAUAAUAGUAAUAAUAACAAUAAUAAUAAUGAUAUGAAUAUAAAUAAUAAUGAUAUGAAUAUAAAUAAUAAUGAUAUGAAUAUAAAUAAUAAUGAUAUGAAUAUAAAUAAUGAUGAUAUAAAUAUAAAUAAUAAUGAUAUGAAUAAUAAUGACAAUAAUAUAUUGGUUAAUAGAAUAGAUAACAAUAUAGACAUUAAAUUAAAUUUUUCUUAUGUAGAAAAAGGAAAUCAAAUAAAUGAGAAAAAAGAAUCAUAUAUAACUUCAAAUAAAAAUUUUACAGAAAAGAAAAAAAAAAAAAAAAAAAAAAAAAAAAAAGAGAAUAGUAAUAAGAUAUAUUAUGAAUGCCUUAUGGAAAAUUCAAAUGAGCAAAAGAUAAGAGAGCAUUCGAAACCAUCAGAAACAAUUAAUUUAUAUAAUAUUAUUAUAAAAUUUUUAAAUGAUAGAGUUUUGUUAAAAAAUGAUUCUAUAACUUAUGAAAAAUAUAGAAAAAAAAAUAUAAUAGAAUUUAACCAUAUUAUGUAUAAAGAAUUCACAUUACAUACUAAUUAUUAUUCCGAAUCCUUCAAUAAAAGUAUAUUAAAUGAAUUUAUUUCUCUUUUUUAUGAUAAUAACUUUAAAAAUAAUUAUUUAAAACAUAAAAAAAAAUAUAUUAAUAAAAUAAAAAAAAAUAAUUAUAAAAAAGAUGCUCCAAAAAAAAAGUAUAAAAAAAUUGACUAUAAUAAUAUAAGUUUAGACAUAAACAACAACAUAGUAAAUUCAUCAUAUGAAUUUAAUGAAUAUUCUUAUUUAAAUGAUGAUAAAUUAUCUUCUCCAAAAAAUGUAGAUAAGUUAGAGAAAGAAAAAAAAGAUACCAUAAAGUUUCAAAGUGAAGAUGAAAAUGAACGCGAAAAUAAUAGAGAAAAUAAAAUAAAUAAAAAAGAUAUACAAAAAAAAGAAAAAAUAAAUAUAAAUAUGUCAAUUGCAAAUAACUUUUUAUCAUAUGAUGAAGGCAAAAAAUAUAGUGAUAAAGAAGAAUAUACUUUAAACAAGGAGUGUGAUAAUUCUUCUUGUUGUACUUCUGAUUAUUGUAGUAGUGAAUUCAGUGAUGAGUAUAAAAAUGAGGGUGAAUAUAUAACUUGUUCUUUUUUUUUACAUAAACCUAUAUAUAUUUUUGAUGAAAGGAAGGAAAGAAAAGAAAUUAAACAAAAAGAACAUAAUGAAAAAAAAAAUUAUAACAAUUUUAAUAAUAUUAAUAAAAAAGAUGGCAGAAUGAAAGAUAGUAUUUUUUCUCAUAAUAGAGACAUAUUUGAAAAUUAUUUUUCUAAAAGUAGUAAAAAACUUCGAAAUAUUUAUAAAAAGUUAAUUAAAAAAAUAGAAAAUGAUAAGUCUAUAAAAAAAACGUGUUAUAAAUUGUAUGACAAAAAAAACAGCUUUUUAAUGAGGGAUUACAAGUGUUCAAAACAUAAAAACAUAUGGAAAAAUUUUACAAAAAAAUAUGUAAAAAAAAAAAAAAAUAUAAACAAUUUAUUCAAUGGAGAUUCGUUUAUUAUAAAUAGCAUUUCAAAUGAUAUCCAUACUUAUGAUAACGAAAUUAAGAAUAUAGUAAGAAUAUAUAAAAAUCAAAAAAUGCUUAUAAAAAUUAUGAAACAGAAGCAAAUAUCACAAAAAUAUAAAAAUACUUUUCCAUGGAUUGGUGACAACAUCUAUAUUUCUCCUAAUAAUGUUGAUAAAUUUAUUAUAGCGGGAUAUAGCUCUGUUUUAUUUCAUCAAAAUACUUCCUAUUUGAAAAAUUUUAAUCAUCAUGCAGCAAGUGUUAAUAUACCUUUAAAUUUUAUGAUUGAAUCAAGACGUUUAGAUUGCUUAAGUGUUAUGUUAAGUUUAUUGAUAAAAGUUUUUAGUUCAUAUAUAGAUUGUACAUCACAUGAUCUAAUUACAGCUUGUAGAGAAAUUGAGAAAUCCUUUAAAUUUUUUGUUGAAUAA